Messenger RNA from Siniperca chuatsi (mandarin fish), 3504 nucleotides. It is a transcript of the gene spag1a, whose product is annotated as sperm associated antigen 1a. NCBI's taxonomy places the organism in Eukaryota, Metazoa, Chordata, Actinopteri, Centrarchiformes, Sinipercidae. The record is from RefSeq and is a predicted model, not a curated record. Gene Ontology annotation, molecular function: protein binding. The transcript has 9 exons. Gene Ontology annotation, cellular component: cytosol. The coding region runs from base 277 to 1458 and encodes 393 amino acids. Gene Ontology annotation, biological process: axonemal dynein complex assembly.
UUUAUGGUCUGGACACACAAAUCCGAUCUGAUCACUUGCAAAUAACAGUGCGGUCAGUCUGAAGAAAGAUGUUAUUGAACAUUAAAAAGAGCUGUCCCACUGCAGCACUGCAUCGCAGCUGCACUUCCCCCCUCAGUGACGUCACACCGGACAGCUCAUUCAGGGGGCGUGUCCAGCAGAAAUCCCACAGCCAGGCUCAGAUGUAGCUGCAGCUCUGCGAGAGGGAGAGGCAGGGAGGAAGGAAGAGUUUGAGCACAUUGCAGAAGGAGUGCAGCUAUGGGGAACGCACAGGACAAACCCCCGGGCAGCGGAGGAGGGGGAGGUCGAUCGGAUCAGGCCACAGCGGGGAGCGGGACGAGAAGCCGGGGUGGAGGCAGCGUGGAAAAGCCCCAGACUCGCAGAGCGCCACAGAAGGGGGUGGUCAAUGGCACUCAGAGAGAAAACAGCCCUGCUGGUGGACAAGUGGAGCGGGGCACCCCUGCAGUGGACACAAGUUACCUGGACGCCCCUGCUGGGGCCCUUCCUCCUCACCUGGCCCGGCUCAAGAAUGAAGGGAACCACCUUUUCAAACACGGCCAGUUUGGGGAUGCCGUGGAGAAGUACACACAGGCCAUUGAUGGAUGUGCUGAAGCAGGCAUCGAUAGUCCGGAAGACCUGUGUAUUCUCUUCUCCAACAGAGCAGCCUGUUACCUGAAGGAUGGAAACAGCACAGAAUGCAUACAGGACUGCACCAAGGCUUUGGAGCUGCAGCCCUACUCCUUGAAGCCCCUGUUGCGCAGAGCUAUGGCCUAUGAGUCACUGGAACGCUACAGAAAGGCCUACGUGGAUUAUAAGACCGUCCUGCAGAUAGACACCGGGGUGCAGGCAGCUCACGACAGCGUCCACAGGAUCACCAAGAUGCUUAUUGAGCAGGACGGACCUGGGUGGAGGGAGAACCUUCCAGAGAUUCCCACCGUCCCUCUGUCUGUCCAGCAGCAACACAGAGAGAAACCGAUCAGCGUCGAAGUGGCUCAAGCCCGAGCCGCCAGGGUUGUACAGGAGGAAGUCAGAAGAAAAGAGGCCCGCUUUACUUUACUGAAACGGGAAGGCAACAAUCUGGUCAAGAAAGGCCUCUUCCAGGAGGCUCUGGAGAAGUACACUGAAUGUCUCAUCCUUAAACCUGACGAAUGUGCUCUCUACACGAACAGAGCCAUUUGCCUCCUGAAACUGAAUCGCUUUGAAGAGGCCAAACAGGACUGUGACUCUGCACUGCAGCUGGAGCCGGGCAACAAGAAAGCCUUCUACAGGCGAGCCCUGGCUUACAAGGGUUUACAGGACUACCUGUCGGCCAGCAGCGACCUCCAGGAAGUCCUCCAGCUGGACCUGAACGUUCGGGAGGCCGAGCAGGAGCUUGAGGUGGUGACGAACUUGCUGAGACAGAGCCUGAUGGACAACACUGCACACACGCCAAGGGUUUGAUGUUUGUUUGGGGAGCAAUAUGGAGGCCGAGGAAUGAAACAGGUGUGGACACAAACUGUACUGUAGCAGUUAUGGAGGAAAAGGACUUUUAAAGCCAUCAACUGUUGUAAGUAAGACCUGUAAAAAUAGAAAUGACUGGCGUUGACUCCUGGGACGGGCUCCUUGGACGAUCAGCUCUCUUUCAGCUCUGCACCAUCCGCAAUGUGAGCAAACUACACCAUAACUCCUGAGUACACAACCUUACAUAAUGGGCAGCUUUAUUUAAAAAGGCUAAUGUCAAGGUACUCAUGACCUGCUUGCACUAUAAAUCAUUCACAUUAUGAUGUAAUGUACUGUAUAUACAGAUUUGUGUAACAGGCCGCAGAGCGCUGUUAUGUGGUGGAGUAACACGGGGAAAGUAAGAGUGUAUUAUGUGUGCCUUAUCGAGAUUUCUACCACAGUUCGGAUGAAAUACGCCAAGAUUAAAAGCUUUAUUUUGAUUUGUUUUAAAGAGGUUGUGUUUGGUUCCAAACUGAACUCAUUACAAAAGCACUGACAGGGAAACAGAUUCAACUCAACGGAAUGUAUCCAGGCUAUUCCAACACUCAUUGUUUACAUGUAAUAUCAUUACAGCUGCUACUUAUUAAAAACAGAUAAGCCAACAACUUAAUAUAAAACAUUUCUACAGCUAAAGAGCCUCUAAAGUGAGGUGUUAUGACCUAACUAAAAUUUAAGAUGGUAAAAUGAUUUAAAAAUCCCCCAAAAUCCUGAGCUCAGUGCUGAAGUCAUUGCUAAUUACAAAAUGUCACCUCAUUGGUUUAGUAAACAUCCAGCUACUUGUUAGCAUUACAGGUCACUUAAUCAUGUACUGUAAGACUUAUUGUAGGUCUCAGGUUCAAUCUUGAAUGUAACCAAGAUGACUGUGUGUGUCUUUGUGUGUGAAUAGGUGUACAGUAUUUACAUUUGGAAAGUCUCAUCAAAAUACUAAACUGUUUAAUGCGUCCUUGGUGACCCUUCCAGCUCCAACAAGGAACUAGGCGAGGAUGUCCGUUUUCACUCUUUCACUCUUGUUCAUAGAAACCUCUCACAGCCUCCAUUCAACAAAAAUCAUAUAUACACUUGGUAUUAAACAGACAGUCAGAGCACAAGAAAAGUAAUCAGCAGGGCGACAGUUGAUUUGACCCCAGGCAGCACAGGCUGAUGUACUAAUACAGCUUGGUGUCUGGUUUCAUCAUCAACUGGUUCAACAUUAACAAAAACAUACGUGGGAUGCUGCAGGUUGGGAACCUUCACCUUAAGAAAAUAGCCACCAACAUUAAGUAUUUCCGAGUUCAGUCUGAAUAAACUUUAUACACGUAACUUUUACCCACUUGUUCUGACAGUCAAAGAAAACUGGAACGGUUAAACAAACUCCUCAUUUGGUGGAAAUAUUAGCGGUCAAGAUGAAAAUUGUCUAUUAAGGUUAACUAGCUUUUUUUCUGUCAGUCUACCCACCCUCAGACUGGAUUAAGAAAAUAAACAACUCCAUGAGAUCUUUAAGUGUAUAUGCAGACUUUUAGCCCACAUUUUAAAGCCCUACAGCCACAGUCCACUUACACAGGUGUUUUCACUUCAUUUGCCUAAUUAGAGCUCCCCACAGGUCUGUGUGGAUGUGUACAGACAGUGCUUGAUUGACAGCUAUCUGACUGGGAGGGACAAAUUAGACUAGCAGAGGUCUAAUUUACCAAAAUAACUGAAAACACAUGUGAGGGUGUACAAGGCCUUUUAAAUCUGUCUCUUACCCAUACCUAUGCUUUUUAAAUAUACCAUGUCAGCCCUAUAACACACAAAAAAAGUAAGUCUUUGUAUAGCACAAUGUGCCACAACUUUUAUUUCUUUCCUACCUAGAGGUAUUAAUGUAUUAAUACACUUUGUCCAAUCUUAUUUAACCUAUCACCCAUUAUUUCCCUCUUGUAUGUCAUAAAAUCUCAACUAAAUGAAAACACUUGAUAGGCUUUAAGUGUUGCUUCAUGGAAUGUAAGAGCAUGUACUGUAUGUAAAUAAUAAACUACUAUGUGGAUGCUUUAA